AUGGAGGUUAUUACUAGGGGCUGUGUAGUGUGUAAUCAAGCGAGUGAAGAAUUCACCUUGGUAGCAAAUAGUUACAGGUACUCUCAGUUCUACUCCAACAAGCUAUUCUUUGCCUUGGUCGACUUUGACGAGGCGGGCGAGGUUUUUCAAGCUCUUGGAAUUAACAGCGCUCCGGCGUUCGUUCACUUUCCACCAAAGGGUAAGCCCAAGAAGCAAGAUCAUAUGGAUAUUCAACGACUAGGAUUCUCGGGGGAAGCAAUUGCGAGAUGGAUUAUGGAGCGAACCGAGAUAAAUAUUCGUGUAUUCAGACCUCCGAAUUACACUGGAACAAUGGCUCUUCUAACUCUGUUUGGUAUGGUUGGUAUUCUUGUCUAUCUCAGGCGGAAUAACCUUUAGUUCCUGUUGAACAAGAACACGUGGUGUAUCCUAGCAAUGUUCUUUGUUCUAUCAAUGAUCAGUGGACAGAUGUGGAACCAUAUAAGGGGACCUCCAUUUGUUCAUAACAGUCAGUCCGGGGGUGUUGCAUAUAUUCACGGCAGCAGUCAGGGUCAGUUCGUGUUGGAGACGUACUUCGUGAUGGGUAUGUACGGUAUGAUCGUGAUGGGGGUUAUCCUACUGUGUGAAGCUGGGGAUGAGAAAGUAGACCCAGGGCUACGACGGAUUCAGGCAGUCGCAGGGCUUUGUCUUAUGGCAUUCUUUUACAGUUUGGUUCUCUCUAUAUUCAGGAGUAAAGCCGGUGGUUACCCGUACAGUUUCCUCUUCAAAUAGUUAUGUACAGAGCGGUACAGUACACACUGUACAGGGCGGGACAGUACACACUAUACAGUAUUGCUCUGUACAGAGUUCAAUGAAUACAGUGAUUAUUUCCUCC
Molecule: messenger RNA, 871 nt
Organism: Eurytemora carolleeae
Lineage: Eukaryota; Metazoa; Arthropoda; Copepoda; Calanoida; Temoridae
Product: magnesium transporter protein 1-like
Exons: 11
Cellular component (GO): oligosaccharyltransferase complex
Source: RefSeq, a predicted model, not a curated record